AUGCCUUCUUCCCCAUCCCAAAAUCCCCCUGUACUCGAAUCCAACAAUAACGUUGUUCAAACCACCGCCACCGCCCAGCAAAACACCCGAGCCUUACUUCGAUCAUUGGAGGAGCUACGAGACUCCUUAAGUACGAGAGUGGAACAUCUCAGUAAUGCCGUAGAGAGGCUAAGAGGUCAGGCCGGCGAGUUGGAAAGAGCGCUCGAAGGGGAAAGUGGUGUGCAGAGGGAGUUGCGAGAUCCAACUAGAUCAAGACAACGUGCAAGAGAUAUAGUGGACGCAUAUGAGAAUCGUGAAAACCCUUCUCCCGUUCCUCCCCCCGCCCCUCUUAUAGCUACAGCUGCCACGACAUCAACACCUAUAAGCAGAUCAUUAUCUCGGCCUAUUACAAGCGAUGAGAUACACACUUUGUUAAAUCGAGCUUCAGCCUCAGCUCCGAGUUCAAGACCCAAUCCAGCGAAUGAUGUAUGGAUGACCCGAGCGCAGAAUAUCGAAGAGAGGAUAAGGAGGUUAAGUGAGACUGCCAGAGACUUACGAUCGAGGUCUACCUCAUCGAUCAAUGAGAAUACUACUGAGAGGGAUAGGGAUAGGGAUAGGGAUAGGGACAGACCGGAUGAUUUGCUUAGAGGAGUGCUUAAUCGAGCUAGGGAAUUGAGAGAAGAUCAAGAUAGAUUAGAAGAUGGCAUAAGGCGAUUAUCUAUUCCUACUCCGGAGGAUGGAGAUGGAAGAGCGAGAACACCUCAAAUUGUAUAUCCCAAUUUGAAUAGGAGACAAUCCCGUCAGGGAACUACUGGUAUAAUGUCAAUCUCAAGAAGUCGAAGUAGGGGAUUGACACCUACAAACAUUCGUCAAGUCGAAAGACAACCUCCUCCUGAGAUCGUUAGAUCCGCACCCGUAUCGCCAGCUUCCACCAUCCGUCCUUCACUCGAUUCAACCUCUUGUACUGAUGUCGCUGCAUCACCCGGUCCCGCGUCUGAUGGGAAUGAUGGGAGUAACAAUCAUAUAUCACCUUUACCUCUACCUCCACAAGAUUCGCAACUUACUAUAAAUCGUAUCAACCUCCUCAACCAACCCGUACCGCCCCGACCGUCCGCUCGACUGUCAAAUACAGAUCUGAUGGACAUGGCUCGAAGUAUCGUCGAGGGAAUCUCUACUUCCAGCUUGACUGAUCUCGAUCCCCCCUCGACUACAAAUAACGAUAUCACUCCUCUGCACCGCCGAAAUGCAAGGAGGGAUAGUAGCUUGACGUUCAGAGGGAGGAGAGUGGAAGCUUCCAUGGCUCAAGACCAAGGUCAAGGUGGAGCUCCACCUCGAUCUCGAAAUGAUAAUGAGGAGAUGACGGAAGAUGAAGUAUUGAGGACUUGGCCGUUCCUAGCUCAGAUCUUACAACAUCCGUUUACGGCUACUCGCACCACAACCACAGCCAAUGGUCAAACGAACAGGACAGGCGCGUCUACUGCUCAGUCAAGGGGUGAAUCGCCGAUGGAAGAGACGGUCAGACUGAUGGUAGAUGACAGAGAGCGAAGAGAUAGAUACAGAUCACCUAGACCCGCUGGUUCGUCCGCCUCCAACAUUGGAGAAGACGAACGGGGCCUUAGAAGGACAAAUCCGAGUCAAUGGUCAUCUUCCUGGUCAGCACGAGAUCCGGAUACUGAGGAUGACCAAGAUGAUCGACAACUUGUAGAAGAACAUACAGUAGUGGUUAUAGAUAUGACGACUGAUCCCCCAACCGAACAGGUCUUGCCUAGAUUCCUUAUGAGUCAGCCACAGAGACGAUCAACAGAGGAACAAGAGAGGAUAAGGGAUGAUAGAAGAUUGGCUAAUGAGAGGGUAUGGGAAAGUAGGAGGGAAUUGGAAAGUAUGGGAAUAACGGGCGGACCUAAUGCCCCCAGAUCUAGAGCAAACCCACCACAACCGGGACAAAGAGAUAGAGAUACAUUGACUUCAACUUCGAGCUCGGGCUUGGGAUUGGGACUCGAACCUGCUUUAGGCGUAGAAGCUGUCACACCAACUCAAGGUAUAUCGAUGGCUGAUCUGGAGAAUGGUAUGGAAGGUGUUAUGAGAGCUUUGAUCAUCGAUUCGGAUUCGGAAGAUGACACCACCGAUGAUAGCGAGAGCGACAAUUUAAGUGAGAGUGGAAGUGGAAGUCUUAGUGGGGAAGGAACGGUAUUUGAAGGUGAAGGUGAAAGGGUUGAAAGAGGGAAUAAUCAUGGACAAUCAACGAGCAAUACUCGUGCGCCCAAUCCAAUCAAUACCAUAAUCGACCAACGGAUCCCACCGAAAGAAUCUUUCGAUACGGAUUUACAUCUCUGGCCGAGUCAUUAUAAUUUGAGAUAUCAAUCGGAAUCGGAAGUCGUCCCUCAACGUGAAGCCAGUAUCUGUCUUCAAACAGCUGGAUACCAACAAGAUUAG
Messenger RNA from Kwoniella botswanensis, 2412 nucleotides. RefSeq lists its product as uncharacterized. Bases 1 to 2412 code for a protein of 803 amino acids. NCBI's taxonomy places the organism in Eukaryota, Fungi, Basidiomycota, Tremellomycetes, Tremellales, Cryptococcaceae. The record is from RefSeq and is a predicted model, not a curated record. The transcript has 4 exons.